Molecule: messenger RNA, 1830 nt
Organism: Chiloscyllium plagiosum (whitespotted bambooshark)
Lineage: Eukaryota; Metazoa; Chordata; Chondrichthyes; Orectolobiformes; Hemiscylliidae
Product: gonadotropin-releasing hormone II receptor
Biological process (GO): G protein-coupled receptor signaling pathway; cellular response to hormone stimulus
Cellular component (GO): plasma membrane
Molecular function (GO): protein-hormone receptor activity; G protein-coupled receptor activity; peptide binding
Source: RefSeq, a predicted model, not a curated record
UGAGACCUUCAAUCCCUCCUCACUGCAGCUUGGACCAGCCCCCAACACAGGGAACCUGAACUGGGCAGAGCUGGUCCUGCUCACUGGAAUGCACCUACCCUGCUCCGCUUGCAGGAAGCUCAGGGUCCGGCGGUCCCCCUCCCUCCCCCCGCACCGUGCACUUUCCCGAUCUCAAGUCUCCAGGAUCUGGGAUACCUCUUCAGCACAGUAUUGAUGUAAACAACUAUGUGCGUUUCCAGUUUUAAGAUCCACAUGAUCACCUGCUAUUCACAGAAGAUCUCCUAUCCUGUUUGAUCCCAUCAAACAGAUAUCCUAUUACAUAUUGCAUACCGUAGCAUUUAGGAUGAAUGGCAGUACUGAAGAUAUUAUCAGUCCCUUUCUGAACCAGACUCUUCUCUAUGACUAUAAUGGUACAUGUGUGGGCACUGUCUUGGGACAUACUUGCAACAAAAGCAGUGCCCAUAACUUUCAGCUGCCAGUCUUCUCCAGUGCAGCAAAAGUUCGAGUUGGGAUCACCAUUCUCGUUUUCACCAUGUCUGCAGUCUGCAACCUCGCUGUGCUCUGGACGACCACUCAGAAUCGCAAGAGGAAAUCCCACGUAAGAAUUUUGAUUGUGAAUCUGGCUGCUGCGGAUCUCCUGGUAACGUUCAUCGUGAUGCCUCUGGAUGCCAGCUGGAACAUCACGGUUCAGUGGCAGGCUGGGGACAUCGCCUGUCGGUUGCUGAUGUUCCUAAAGCUCAUGGCUAUGUACUCCUGCGCGUUUGUCACGGUGGUGAUUAGUGUAGAUCGCCAAUCUGCCAUUCUGAAUCCUCUGGGCAUCAGUGAAGCCAAAAAGAAGAAUAAAAUCAUGUUGACUGUAGCUUGGAUUUUGAGUGUCAUCUUGUCCAUUCCACAGAUUAUCUUGUUUCACACUGUCAGUAUUACUGAGCCGCAGAACUUCACACAGUGUUCCACAAUGGGCAGUUUCAAGGAACACUGGCAGGAGACCUCGUACAACAUGUUCACUUUUGUUUUCCUGUUCCUCGUACCACUGGUCAUCAUGAUAUACUGCUACACCCGAAUCCUGGUGGAGAUAUCAAAGAGGAUGAACAAGGGAAAUUUGUCCUCAAAAGAAGUGCAUUUAAGGCGAUCGACAAAUAAUAUACCAAAGGCACGCAUGAAAACGUUAAAAAUGAGUGUAAUUAUUGUAACCUCUUUCAUAGUGUGCUGGACUCCAUAUUACCUUCUAGGACUAUGGUAUUGGUUCUCACCAGAAAUGCUCUCAGAAGGAAAAGUCUCCCAAUCUUUGAGUCACAUACUCUUCAUUUUUGGUCUCUUUAAUACUGUCUUGGAUCCCAUCACCUACGGACUUUUUACCAUCCAUUUCAGGCGAGGCUUACAACGUUGCUGCCAUUCUGCUAAGAUGGUAACCAAUUCAGAGCUUAAUUCUUCACUGACCAGAUCACUCAGGUGUUCUGCAUCAUCUCUUCGCCUGAAGAGAUUAACUGCACUUGCUCAAGAAGGUCACAGAUCAAUGGCGGAGGAUGAGCCUUAUAGUAAAGGCAGUUAUUAUAGCAACGGUUAUCUUAAUGCAUACAAAGAUGAUGCCAAAAAAAGCAUCAGUACAAGUGCAGAAAAUACAAUGUAGGCUGAUGGCAAGUGCCAUGUAGUCUUGCCGUACAAAACAUGACAACUGUUAUAAGUAAUGGCUUAUUUGCAGUGUGCUUUGUUUAAUUUUUUCCAGUUCUUCUAGUGGUUUACAUUUUCUUUUUUUUUCUUUAUUCCAAUACUUGACUUUGUGUGUUUUAUUUAUUAAAAAAUAAAUCUCUUCUCUAUCUCUAAAAGCUCAUA